Rhea pennata is the source of this 3149-nucleotide messenger RNA. RefSeq names its product IQ motif and ubiquitin domain containing (gene IQUB). Gene Ontology annotation, biological process: cilium assembly. NCBI's taxonomy places the organism in Eukaryota, Metazoa, Chordata, Aves, Rheiformes, Rheidae. Gene Ontology annotation, cellular component: motile cilium; acrosomal vesicle. The coding region runs from base 153 to 2483 and encodes 776 amino acids. The record is from RefSeq and is a predicted model, not a curated record. The transcript is spliced from 13 exons.
UUGCGCGCCGCUGCGCGAAGUGGGGCGGGCGGCGAAUGUUGCCUACCCGCGCCACUGGUGACAGCUCUGUUACCGCCUGGGCUCGAAGCCGCGUGGAACGGGCUGCCUGCAGCGGACGAAAGUUUAGGAAUGUGCAACCUGUGAUUUAGAAAAUGGAGGAUAUGUCAGAUAGCUGCAGCAAGGUAGAUAAAACUGAAACAUCAGAUACAGACCAGCCUACUGCAUUCCCCCAAAGAGAAGAGUUUGCUGACACUAAUGAUGUGGACCCAGCAGAGAAAUCUUUGCUUUCAGAAAAAGCUACAGACACAGUGCAAUCAAAUGAGGAAUGUGAGCAGCAGUCUGCUUUGGAGCAGCCAGAUCUGGAGGAACAGGAGCGGUCAAGUAUAGUGCAGCGGGAACUACCUGCAGAAGGACUAGAUAAUGGAGAAGAACUGAUAGAGAAUAUUGAGCAAGGUGAAUUUGAGACAGAUGCCUUGAGCAUCACAUCAUCUGAUAAUGCAUCUCCUGUUAUAAUUAAAAAAUAUACUGCUUUACCCGAAUUAAGAAAUUUAGAAAUGGAGCAACAAAUGUCUCAAAACUUAGUACUGACGGAAGAUACAGCAAGUGCCACUGUGACAGGAAGCGUGAUUGAGGGUAAUGAAAAUGCUACAGGGACUGGGACAAAGUCUCCUGAAACUAUCCAGUCUGGGGUGUUAUGUCUUGAUCCAGACCAUUUUUUUAGGAAAGCAAUUCAGCAGGAGUACCACAUGCCUGAUGUAAUAACUGUCAAAGUACAAACAGAUUUUGAUUCAUUCCAAGAUAUAUCUGUAAAAGUAGAAAGACCUACCUGUCAUAAACCAUUUCUGGGUGGAUUUAAACAUAGGAUAACUGGAGUGGAAUUUCAUAAUGCAGGUUCACAAACAGUACCCAAAAAACGACCUGACAAAGAGAUCAAAGUAUUUUGUAGGGAAACACAGACCGUUUUUGAAAAAAAUAAGCUCCAACAAACAAAAAACACUACGUCCACACAGAUGACUAAAAUUGGCCUUUAUGUGUCAAACAUGACUGACAAAUUAAUAAGACCUGGAAAGUAUGUUACAGCAGAUGAAUAUCAUAAGCGUAGACUUGAAGCAGUAAUAGUGUUACAGACCUAUUUUCGUCGUUGGCAUGCUAUAAAUCUAGUACAAAACCUGAGGGAAAAAAAGAGGUUAAGGCUGGAAUGGGAGACACAAGAGGAGUUAAACAAAAAAAAAGAGAAAGAAGAAAAACUAAGAAGUGAGCACAAGCGGAGGUUGAAUCCUAAAACAAAAGAAGACUAUGAGCUACUUUAUCAUGCUUUAGAAUUGUGGAGGCAGGAGGAGAUUGAACGGAUUAACAGAACUCUUACUGGAACUGAAAGAAAGGCAGCCCUUUGUGGACUUCUAGAGCAAGAGGCACAGCUGAUUGCUUCCAUUGGGAGAUACAAAGUAGAUGCAGAUGAGGAGAAUCGACAAAAAGCAGUACUACACUUUCUGGAUAAGUGUGCACAGCCUAAGAGUUGGAAAGCAUUUGAUGGAAAAAUCACUGAAAUGGAUACACAGUACACACUCCGUGCCAGAGAACUACUUGAAAUCUACCGCAGCAUAAGCAUGAAAGAAAUCCCGAAAGAUGAGAGAAUAGAUGUACUGUUAACACUCAGAUGUACAGUGAAGGAACAUCAAUGUAAAUUAACACAGGAAAUAGUGGAAUUAAUUGACAGGGAAGUCGAUCUUAUCUUGAGAGACGUGAAAGAAUGCAACUUAGAAGGACUGAGGAAAAGAAUUUGUACAUUAUUUCUACAGUAUAUUAAAACUCCAAACUUUAACCCUGAAGUUGCUAAAAUACUUAAGGUUCCACCAGAUCCCUUAAAGUUUUAUAAAAACGUUAACUUCUGUCGUAGCUGCAAAAAUUACUUGCCAUCUACUGAGUUCUCUGUUCCUGCUAAUUCACGCACCAUUGGCAGAUGUCGUUUAUGUUGUAAGAUCGAUAAUGAGGCUCGGCAGCGAGAAGCGUUUUUGAAGUACAGACUUAUACUAAAAAAUCUCAGAGAGUCUGAAGCUGAUUAUCAGGAUGACGCUAAAAUUGUUUACUUAGUUCAGAAGACACCUAUGAGGCACCUGGAAAUGCCUCAGCAACGAGAUCUUCAAUACAUGGUUGAGAAUAUAUGGGGUUGUCAGUCAGCUCUUAGUGCCUAUGAUGACCUCUAUGAUUUGGUUAUGGUCAGAUGGGAUAAGCAUCAUGAAUGGUCUCCAUGGAACACCAUUCUCCUCACUAAAGACGAGGCAGAUGCACAUCUGAAACUAUGCAACCUUCAGGAGGCUUAUGAAGCAGCAUUUAUUCACAGAAUAAAUCAUAAGCAUAUCCGAGCAAAAAAAUACUUUGCUCAGAUUCCAACGAUGGCAUCAUUUUUGCAUAAGAGUGGUGAUCUGACUAAUACUAAUGAAUUUUUAAUAGCUAAGCCUAUUCCUACUGGUACAAAAGCAUAACUCAUAAGAUAGUUGACUGCAUUAUUGAUUAGUGAUUUUAAAGAAAUGUUCUUUUUUGCCUGAAUCAUUUACAUAGAUAAAAAUAAACUUCUGAGGAUAAAAUAGUUUGAUCCUGACCAGUCAAUAUAACUGCAUUUCAUGUUUCAUAACUUCAUUAUUUAAAAAGUAAAAUAUUGUUGAUGGGCUUUUUAAAUUCCAAAUAAUUUUUAGUGCAGUGACUAUCUUUCUGCAUAUGCCUGUGUUGCUUGGAUGAUUUUGUCUGCAGUAUAAAUACUCCUGCUAAAGGAAUGUAGCUAAUUUUGUGUCAAUUUUUUUUCAUUAGAAAAUUAAUACAAUGUAUUUUUAGUCCAUUUUGCUGUUUUUAAGCCUAUGAAGCCAAAAAACCCUCAAACUCUAAAUUGCUACAGAACAGCAGAAUUGAUAUGCCCUUCCAAAUGUAGUUGCCUUACCUUACAAAAAAUUGUGCAAAAGAAUAAAUGUACCUUUUUGGCUGAUCCUGUUGGUCAUAAUGGAACUGCCAGCAUGUAAUUAUUGAAUCUAAGACCUUGAAAUUAUUGUUAAUCAAGGUCAUUAUUGAAAUACACAAUACAGAUUGUUUGGAACUUGUUAAUUUCUUGAAGAGCUUGUGUCAUUGCAGCAGAAGUCAGUUUUCUCUUUAAAAAUAUU